AUCUGAAAUGCUAAACAAAGAAUGGACAACGCCCCACAAAAUUUCUCACCCUUACUUCUCUUCCCCCUUAGUCCCAACUUCUUCUACCAGCAAAGAAGUCUCAAUCCGAUCAUGUUCUUUUCAUCCAAAUCAAGAACACUAAUUCCGCGAUUACUGCUUCUUAGGACCGCAAUCCUAUUCUCAGUCCAAACUUCACAAGUCCAUGGAAGCUGCACCUCAGGCUGCGACUUAGCUCAAGGCUCCUACUACCCGUCGUCUGGCGACAAUUUAACUUACAUUGCCAGUCUUUUCAACAUCCCAACAGCAAGCAUAACCGACAGCAACCGGGCCAAUAUCAGCAUAGUUCCCGGCAGGGAUAAAGUCUUUGCCGGCAGAAUUAACAUACCCUUUACCUGUGACUGCAUCAAUAACAACUUUUUAGCCCAUGUUUUCAGCUACAAUGUCACGUCGUCAACCCAAACAACUUUUGAUACAAUCGCAAAAGGGUCCUAUUCCAAUUUGACCAGUGCCGCUUGGUUGAAGAGGUUCAAUUCUUAUCCCGAAAAUGGUGUUUCCGUCCCGCAUAUUGCUGUUUCGGACUUAGCUGAAGGCAGCCGAGACUUCAAGGCCAGGGGUGCCGUCAAUCAGUGGGUGAAGUUAUCGGUUGUUGGGGCUGCCGUAGCGACUUUUCUAGCAGCUCUUGCAUUACUUUUCUGGUGUUGCAAAUUGCGGAAGAGAGAAGGUAACCUUCGAAAAUUCAUGGGUCCAGAAAGGCCAGAUCUUGAUGACAAAGGGGAUGAUGAAUCACUGUUCUUCAGUUUUACAAGCAUAGAAAUUGCCACAGAUCAUUUUUCCGAGGAAAACAAACUUGGUCAAGGAGGAUUUGGUCCUGUCUACAAGGGUAAACUGGUUAACGGACUAGAGAUUGCAGUUAAAAGAUUGAAUAGAAUGUCAGGACAUGGAAUUGAACAAUUCAAGAAUGAAGUCAAAGUGAUCUCAAAGCUGCAACAUCGAAACCUUGUUAGACUUUUGGGCUCCUGCAUUGACAAAGAAGAGCGUUUAUUGGUAUACGAGUACUUGCCUAAUAACAGUCUAGAUUCAGUACUUUUUGAUACAGCAAAGCGGAAUAUAUUGGAUUGGAAAAGAAGGUUGAAAAUCAUUGAAGGGGUCGCUCAGGGGCUUUUGUACCUCCACAAGUAUUCUAGAUUAAAGAUCAUCCACAGAGAUCUGAAAACGAGCAACGUUUUAUUGGACGCAGACCUGAAUCCCAUAAUUUCAGAUUUUGGAACCGCCAGAAUUUUUGGAGAGAAUGAAAUGCGCGGAAGUACAAUGAACAUUGUGGGGACAUGUGGUUAUAUGUCUCCUGAAUAUGCCAUGGACGGGGUUUACUCCGAGAAGUCCGAUGUAUUUAGCUUUGGAGUCAUGAUUCUUGAGAUCAUAACUGGAAAGAAGAACACUUCGUUCUACGAUUCGGAUCGUCACCUGAACUUAAUAGGACAUGUCUGGGAUCUAUGGACAGAAGGAAGAAUUUCAGAAAUCACAGAUUCUUGUUUGGAUGAAACGGUCUCAACAAGUGAAGCACUAAAAUAUGUUCACGUUGGUUUAUUGUGUGUGCAAAAAAAUGCAGCAGAUAGACCAACAAUGUCGGACGUGGUAUCCAUGCUCCUCAAGGAAUCAAUGGCUCUUGCCACUCCUACGCGACCAGCUUUUGCUGAAAUUAUGACGAAGUUACCUCAAAAUCCAGAAUCUUGUUCUGUGAACGAGGUCACAAUUUCAGAUGUGCAGGGUAGAUGAUUAUUUUCUUGCUUUGUUUCACCAAGCUGUGGGUUAGGACAAAAGGACGUACCCGUUGUUGACUGGCGGGUGUUGCAAGUGGUAAUUGCAGACAGAGGAAGGUGAGAAGCAGGCCGUGCCCUCAGGUUAGGGGUGGCCACUGCAGAUAAUCAGUCUCAAUUCUUUUGCGGAUUCGUUUUGGUUUUGGAUUUGAGUUUGCUGACUAAUUAUUGAAGUAAUCAAACAUAAUUAUAUGUGUUUGGAUAGAGUAUUGUUUGAAAUAUUAUUUGGAAUAAUUACUGUAGCACUUUUCAUGAUGUGAUGCAUACGAGAUGAAAAAUAGUUGGGAAUAUAAAAAUGCGAAUUGAGAAAUGUGUU
Coffea arabica (coffee) is the source of this 2130-nucleotide messenger RNA. Its product is annotated as G-type lectin S-receptor-like serine/threonine-protein kinase At1g11410. Lineage: Eukaryota; Viridiplantae; Streptophyta; Magnoliopsida; Gentianales; Rubiaceae. Gene Ontology annotation, molecular function: protein serine/threonine kinase activity; ATP binding. Gene Ontology annotation, biological process: protein phosphorylation. Gene Ontology annotation, cellular component: plasma membrane. The record is from RefSeq and is a predicted model, not a curated record.